CGCACAUGUAGUGACUGAUUCUGCUAUAAACAUACGGCUCGAUUCGGUCAACCAGUUUAUCACCAGCGCUUUUAAAUUUACUCUACCAAUCCGAGCGUUUCUUUCUGCCGCGUGCAUCCAAUAGGGGUCUCUCUCCUAAGAUGGUCACUGAUGCCAUAAAAGAAAUCGUUCUCAGCCAGCGAUAGUGUCCUCCUGCUCGAGCUAGUAGCGGUGCGAUAGAGAAGAGCAAACAUGUCGGAAUUUCUGGAAGACCCGUCCAUGCUCACCAAAGAUAAGCUCAAAAGUGUAUUACUGGCCCAUAAUGUGGCUCUGCCAAACGGUGACCAGAAGAAGGACGUGUACGUGCAGCUGUACUUGAAGAAUCUGACCGCGCAAAACAAAAAGAGCAGCAGCUCUCCAGAUGUCUUCUCCAGCGACGAUGAACUGCCUCCAGCUCCCAUGAUAUCUAACAAGAGCCGCUCCGGCAGGAAAGCCACCAGGAAAACAGACAAAGUUCGUCCAGAGGAUAUUGAUGUCACUGAAUUGAGCAAUGAAGGUUUGAAAGACCUUUUACUGAAGUAUGGUUCGAACGCUGGACCCAUUGUUGCAUCAACUCGUAAAGUCUAUGAGAAAAAACUUCAAAAAUUGUUGGAUCAGGGCCCUCCUGAAGCAGUGGCCCCUACCACAGACUUAACACGGAUAGACGGCAACCAGAAUGGCAACACAGACUCGGACCAAUACAGUGACAAGGACGAAGAAGCACCAGCCCCUGUGUCUGUGCCUGAACCAGUAGUGGAGGCAGAACCCAUUCCAGUUGUGGAGAGGCUAGUCAGGAGCAGGGGGAAAACGCCAGUGACCACCAGAACACGCAGUAGCCAGCACAACAGGGAGGAGGAUGAGGAAGAGGAAUAUGAGGAAGACUGGCCAGUCUUGAAUGUUAAGAGAAAACCCAAGAGAUUGUCUCAUAGGCCGGAUCAGGCAGUCCCCGCCAGUGAUGACACCGAAAACUCUGAGCUCUCACCUGCAGAGUUCUUUCCUGUUUCCAAAGACAGGAGAAGAACAGGGCCUGUGGCAGUAAGAAAGGAGCCCAGGCCUCUGCUCGCAGACAAGACAUCAAAGCUCUCAUCUAAGACUGAAUCUCUGAAACGACGCAGCGCACCAGUUCAUUCAGUUCGGCCUGAUUUGAAAGAGGCUGCUCCAACUUACAAGGAUUUCUCUGAGCCCUCAAUAGUUAAGGAGGUUUCUGGUCCUCUGGUGAGGAUCAAAGCAAACCCUUUGGCAGUGCCAAAGGAACCCAAACCUUCAAUGCACUCUUCUCUUUCUGGGUUUGACCGGUUCGAAUCACCAAAACAUCACGGCUAUCCUUUUCAGUCAACUGUGUCUGAUUUACAUGAGGAAGCUCCCAUUGACCAGUUUGAUGAGAGAGCCGCUGACAUCACUUCCCCUCCGAUUAGAUCAUCCAAUCGAGAGCCACUAGUUUCCUUGCUUAAUACUGCUCACAUUGAGGUGGAUGGCCAUGGUAUGCAGGAUAAACUGAACUGUAGACCAGUGAUCCGUGCUUCUGUGGCUUUGUCUCAGGAGUCUAAAUCGGUCUCAGUGCCCAAGAAUUCAAAACACAUUCAGCCUCAUUUGAGUCUGAACAAACAUUCUAAACCUUUGAUUGACACGAUGUGUCGUUUACCAUCUACCCAUGAUGGCCAAAGUGAGGCUUGCCUGUCACCCUCACUGUCUUUUAGGGAAUCUGCAUACAAUAGGGCUUCAGAUGACUUGAUGCCUAUGUCCGUUAUAUUUUCCCAGGAAAGCUGUGGCUCACCAGAGACCCAGCCCAAGAUAAAGCAGUCCAGAAUCACCCCAUUCACUCCUGUUCGAGGGUUUGAUACCUGCCAGACAGCUAGACAGAAGACCGCAAUGGUCGAAAAGGUUUCUGCCAUUGACCAGACCCCAAGGACAGUAGAGAGAGACGUUCUUAAAGCGAUCUUUCCCAACGAAAACCUCAACACUCCUACAGGAAUCAGUGCCACCUGUCGGCGACCAAUCAGAGGAGCAGCUGGCCGGCCUGUAGUUGAUACAAAGCUGGACGAAUCCCGUUUCCAUCUUACAAAGCUAAGAGAAACCAGCACCUCCUACACCGAGACCCGGUCUGUUCCACGGGUGGCUGCUGUCCCUCUAACCGCUUACAAGCCUCUGGCGCCCCCUGCUCUGAAGACCAGAGCGCGGCGUGGCCUGUCAGUGUGGGUGCAGCUUCUGCUGCUCAGUGCCGUCGCUGGAUUCCUGUUCUUUGUCUACCAGGCCAUGGAGACUAAUGAGGUUGGACUCUUCAAGCAAAGUGGAGCAGAUGAUAGCACCAGCAAGUGAAUGUUAUACAAAUCAUCCCAGACUUUCUCUCUCUCCCUCUCUCUCUAUCAUACUCCGCCAGUACGACACUUUGCUGGCUCAGCAGCCAUUACAAUCAUGGACCUUUACCUGCAUUCUUUGUAGAUUCAUAAAGGACAGUAAUGCUUUUGCAUCAUGUUCUCUGUUCGUAACUGAAUCGGUUUAGAGGAAGGAAACAUGGUUUUAAUAUUAAGAGAAAGGAACCUCUUAGAGUCAUGAACAUGUUUUUUUUCUUGUCUUUUACUGUUAAUGUUGAGUGAGUGAGUGUGUUUGUGAAUGUGUUUGAUGUAAUUUGUACUUUAUUUUACAAGUUAUUGUUGGUGCUGUCAAUGAGUGGGAGUCAAAGUGUUGAAGGAGACUUGGCUAUUUACCUUUUUUGUUUUUUGUUAACAUAAUUUAGUGUCUACCUGUGACAAAUAAAUGCAUAUAUUUGUCAUAUGUAGCUCUUAAAAGAUACCGUAUUCAUCUUAACAUUGAUGCUACUUGUAGUAUUUAUGUAUCUGUUGUUGAAAUACAAAUAUUUUCAAUAAACUGUAUUUGCAAUGUAUUCUGGAAGACAAGGUGAAUUAUUGUUGCAGGAUUUUGUAUCAAGAGUUAUUUGCAGUUUUAUGAAUCCUAAAAUGUCAGCAAUUUAUUUGAAUGGUAGAAAAACACCAAUUUAAAGUUUACGAAUCAACAGACCUUUUAAAUACUUUGAAUGUGGCUUUAAAAGGAACAGGGCAGUUUGACUUCUCAUCUGCUGAAAUGUAAAUUAGAUGCAUUCUUUCUACAUCACUUAAUUGUAACUACAUUUAUUUGUUUUAUAUUUAGUUUGUGCCUUCAAAAAAAAUCUUAAUGUACAAAUGAUUCUGAUAUUUGAUGUAAACAAUUGGUAGAAUUUGACAAAAGUGCCAAUCUAUAUAUCCCAAGCUCCUUUACUCUGCUUUUGGGACUGUAUAAGACAUUCCACAAAAUAUUAUUCUGCAUAUGUAUUACAUGUUUAUGAUUUUGUGGGGUUGAAGGGUUUGAGUUGGGAGGGUUCAAGUACCUAUAAUCAUAAAACUAAAAUAAAAUAAAGCUGUUUAUUCUAA
Messenger RNA from Xyrauchen texanus (razorback sucker), 3422 nucleotides. RefSeq names its product lamina-associated polypeptide 2, isoforms beta/gamma-like. The transcript has 15 exons. The record is from RefSeq and is a predicted model, not a curated record. Gene Ontology annotation, molecular function: DNA binding. Bases 232 to 2334 code for a protein of 700 amino acids. NCBI's taxonomy places the organism in Eukaryota, Metazoa, Chordata, Actinopteri, Cypriniformes, Catostomidae.